Molecule: messenger RNA, 585 nt
Organism: Mollisia scopiformis
Lineage: Eukaryota; Fungi; Ascomycota; Leotiomycetes; Helotiales; Mollisiaceae
Exons: 5
Coding region: 1-585 (194 amino acids)
Source: RefSeq, a predicted model, not a curated record
AUGGUGGCGCUGAUACCGCAUCUGUUUGCAGGGCUUGGCCUGUUCCCUGACGCCACCAAGCAGAGCCAAAAGGACACUGCUGCACGCCUCACGUCGGCCCCUGCUCUGGUGGUGUCUGGCACAACCCUGCCUCAGCGUCAUUUCGGGGUCCAUCUGAAGUCAAGACGCUUGACUGGCUGCACCACCGACACAAUCGAUGACUUUGACUUUGCGAAGGCGAUGGCGAUGGCGAUGGCGUGCAACGCUGAAGCUUGGUUGAACUGGCUUGUUUCGUUUGCUGACUUGGCCGUCCCUGGUUCUGGCGGCCGUCAUCAUCAUCAUCAUCAUCAUCAUUCCCAUCCCUCGCUCUCCUUCUCCCAUCCUUCAUACAAAACGGCCUCCCAAUUGGGCCGUGGCAGUUGGUGUCCACCUACGCCAUGGCUGAAUCCCAUUACCGCAAUUGUCGUGCACAUCCAUAUCUGGGAUCCCAAAGCAGGCGGGAGGCAUGCUUCUCCAGCCAGUCGGGAUGGUGAGACGCAUCGCCAAAGUGUGGUGCGUGCAGACGUGACCAGGAAGCAGGAGGACCAAGAAGAAGCACACGCAUAA